AUGAGACAACAUGACAUUUUGACAACAGUCCAGGAAGUCUUUACAAAGAAGUCUCAACAAAGUCUUUACAAAGAAGUCUCAACAAAGUCUUUACAAAGAAGUCUCAACAAAGUCUUUACAAAGAAGUCUCAACAAAGUCUUUACAAAGAAGUCUCAACAAAGUCUUUACAAAGAAGUCUCAACAAAGUCUUUACAAAGAAGUCUCAACAAAGUCUUUACAAAGAAGUCUCAACAAAGUCUUUACAAAGAAGUCUCAACAAAGUCUUUACAAAGAAGUCUCAACAAAGUCUUUACAAAGAAGUCUCAACAAAGUCUUUACAAAGAAGUCUCAACAAAGUCUUUACAAAGAAGUCUCAACAAAGUCUUUACAAAGAAGUCUCAACAAAGUCUUUACAAAACAUUGACAAAACAUUGACAAGAAAGUUCAUGACAAAGUCUUUACAAAACAUUGACAAAACAUUGACAAGAAAGUUCAUGACAAAGUCUUUACAAAGAAGUCUCAACAAAGUCUUUACAAAGAAGUCUCAACAAAGUCUUUACAAAGAAGUCUCAACAAAGUCUUUACAAAGAAGUCUCAACAAAGUCUUUACAAAGAAGUCUCAACAAAGUCUUUACAAAGAAGUCUCAACAAAGUCUUUACGAUGA
This is a messenger RNA of Trichomonas vaginalis G3, 645 nucleotides long. RefSeq lists its product as uncharacterized. Lineage: Eukaryota; Parabasalia; Trichomonadida; Trichomonadidae. The transcript has a single exon. The record is from RefSeq and is a predicted model, not a curated record. The coding region runs from base 1 to 645 and encodes 214 amino acids.